AUGCGAUCUUGUUUCAUUCAACGUCGUCUGAAAUUUUUUAUACAUUAUUUUGUCAUGCACCAAGGCUUUCAAGAUGGCGGUUAAACGUGUUCUGCAAGUACUUUGCACGGUCACGGAAUUCAAAGAAUACGUUUUGGUGACUUUCAAGGAAGAGGCAGAAAGAUUACUCAGUUGUUAAUCGAGACAAGUUGCGAAAAAAGUCACCGUCCAGGGCCUUGAUCGACAAUGGAAAAGAGAGACCUCGUGGGAAGGGAGGAGAUUAUUAAUAAUGAACCGAACGAUAGAGAAAUGAAACCACUUCUUGUGCCUACCCAGCCGAUUUACGUAAAAUUUCGGCAAGGACGAGAAACUCUGGCGCCUGUUAAAAGCGGUGAAUUCGCCCUGAAUGUGUUCAAAGUUUGCUUCUCUUCAGUUGGAUUAUGGAAUCAUCAAGCUUGGAACUUCAUACCUCGCGUACUACUAGCCACUGUUUGCUUAUACCAAGUAUCUUAUUCGCUGUACUUUGAUGUGUUAGACAAGUGUCGUUUGAACUACAAGAAUGAAACAGAAAAGGAGAAGAUAGCAAUGGAACACAGCACGUACACUGAACACAUUGCAGAGGCUUUGUUAAAUCUGGCGUCCGUCUCCUCGUUUCUCGUUUUUACUGGUUGUUUUAUGGUAGCCAAACGUAAAAGGUCUGCUUGUGUGCUACCUUCACUAUCAACUAUUGAGAAUAAUGACAGAAAAAUUACAUUAACGUUGUUCGCUUUCUUCAUUUUUACGACGUUGCUGCUGGCAAGCGCGAUUGGGCUACUUUACAACACCAGCAUUGAAAUUAAACUUGUGGAAGGUUCAUUCUGCAGACAUAUAUUAGUGGCAGCUAUUGCUGUACAGUUUCUUUUACACUGGGUAGCACUCAACAUUUGUCACAUCUUUGCCUUUAGUUCUUUGGCACUUGGUGAGUGGUUACCAUAAUAAUGAUAAUGAUAAUGAUAAUGAUAUAUUAUAAGCUUAGCUCAGCACUGUCUUGAUAAAAGUCCGUCCGCAAACUCAAACUGUGAACUAAGCCCGGGUGGGGGGGGGGGGUAUUGCCAUAUAUGGGCUAUAUAGGUAUGUGCCGCUGUGAAGGGUAUGGUUUUCAGGCAGUUUACUCUAGGAUAGGGUAUAUAAAUCAAGGCGUUUGGGUCUAGAAUAGGGUAUCAUUUUUCAGGAAACUGAUCAGUUGGUUGAAGAUUUUACCUAGACAAGGGAAACAGCUACUCUAGGAUAGGGGGAUUUGGGGAGUUUACUCUAGUAUAGGGUAGCAAAAUUCAGCUGAACUAGCUCUGGUAUAGGUUAAGAGUUCCAGGGUCCCAGCGGCACAUCCCCACCCAGAAAUUCCUAAAGUACCCCCCCCCCCCCUCCCCCGGAAACUAAGAGACGGUGACCCACUGGAAAAAACCUGCAUAACAAACAAGAACAGGGUCAACAAGUGACAUCGCCAACUCUCUUACUUUCAGAAAUGUUAACUCCUUCCAUAUCUACCGCCCACCCACUUUCAAGGCCUCUACAUAACUGUAUAUGGGAGUGACAGAUUCAGCCCUGAGAUCAUUAAAUAAGUGGGCCACUACUCAUCUGGAUCCUAAGUGGGAGUAAAAAAGUUGGAGGCCCUUUAAACAGCAUGAGUUUGAGGCCUAUAAAAACAGAGUAAUCAUCAACACUUUAUGUUGCACAUAGCAUCAACAUUACACACUGUCAUCAGACUAGGAAAAUAAAGAGAAACAAAAUUUAAACAAAAUGAAAUAAGAAAGAGGGAGAACCACAAUUAACACUGCAAAUAGCUUGACAGUACUAUGCUAUCUCAUGGAAGCAAAGUACAAAAGAUUAAAGCAGUCCCAGCUGAUCUCUAGUUUACCCAUUAUUGUGCUGCAUGAUUUAAUAUGCUGGCAUGUAUUUGCAAUAAAUAAUGCUCUGCUGCAGGGCAGCAGUUUUACCCCCUUCCAUUAUAUUACAUGACUUAAUUAGAGUACCAGUCAAUGACCCAGGACUUAGCAAAUCGGCCUUUAGUUACUAAUAUAAUAUAUUAAACUACCCGUCUGCUGUAUGUUGAAAAAAAAAAUGCAUUCAAACUGUUCUUGCUGCACAGCAUAGCAAGCAGGUUGGUUCAACUUAAAGUGAUUGGCUUUCUUUUUUUUUUUACCCUAAGGUACUUUUGCAAAAGAUGCCCUUAGACUUAUUCAGAACCUACAAAAUGGGACCCUUGAUGAUGUCAUUAGAAUUCAUGAAGACUUGUGCAGUGUAGUCUUCAGUACUGCAUCAGCCUACAGUGUAUGGUUUGUGCUUCACUGGUUCACAUAUGGAGCUGGUAUCCCUGUGGCUAUAAUUUUUGUGUCUAGAGGACUCGAGCUGAUUCCUGUCCUUGAUCGACUUCAUGUCAGCCUCUACCUUGUUUGUCUUUUUUAUCUGUUUUUACUCCCAUCUGUGUGUGCUGCAAGGAUAACAAACCACUGUCUUGGUAAGUUCAUAAUAAAAUAAUAAAGGUGGACACCUUUAUUUAUUUAAUGUCUAAAGCCAGAUUUUAUGGCAUAACAUUGUUGCUGUUACCUUAUAAAUCCUGGUGUUAUAAACAGCAAUUUAUACCUUCUGUUAGAUGAUUUAUUCUUCCUGUGGCCAUAACUGAACCAUAACUGAGUUCAAUGUCAACUGUCACUCCACUGACAAUGAUGCGACCAGGAGGCCACCACCGAAAGACACUGACAAAACCCCACCCUCAGCAGAGACAGUUCAUCUACAGGGACUUUCUCCUGCCAUGACGUUGACCAUCAGUCACGUGAUAGAACAUACAGGAGGCAUACUCAGGAGUCCUUGAAAUAAAACAGUGCUAUUUUGGACCGAAAUUUCAAUAACGCUAAAAACGGCGCCUGCUCUUCGAAUAAGUCCGCCCUUCCCUUACCAUUGCCUGAGAAAUUUAGCGCCGCAAACGCUAGUUCUAGCAUUUGCAGUGAAUAUAAGAUCUUAAGAGAGAUUUGAAUUUAAUUUUGUAUUUAUGUUGAACGGUCUCUUCCUUUGAAGGAAUCUGCGAGGAAAUAAAUCACACCACGUCGGAUGAUUGGAAUGAAGGGCAUCCCUUCAAGGAUCGUCACAACAUCGCCCUGUUUGUUUCAUAUGCUAAAGAGAGACGUUGUGGGUUUAAGAUCGGUAAAAUUACGUUCAAUGCUUCCCUAGCCUGGGUGUCCUUCUUCUUUGGUCUGACAGCUUUAUUGUUUCACUUCUUCUAGAGAAGUGUGAAGAUGGCUUGGAGUUGACCAAGGGCAACCUCUUAUCAUUUUUCUAUUUUAUUAAUUAGACUGCUUGCAGUCCGCCUUUUCUCUUAAAAAUGCGUCUAGUUCUUAUCUCAUCCAGCGCGAUUGCAAACCACGACGUUGUUAUUACAAUAACGGAUUGAGACGAGACGAGACGAGAUUAUUAUUUUUCCUUCUCGGGCUUACGCCCUCAUUUCUCGCGGCUCGCGGCUUAAUUCGCCACUCACGUGCUUAGGAUUCGCGUGCAGUAACCUCGCAAAGAAAAAUGAGAGACUGCUCGCAGUCAGUCAGUCUAUUAUUAAUCUACACAAACACUGUGCAAAAUCAGUGCUCCGUGCUGCUCAUCAAACAAAAGAACAUAACAGCAAAGCUGAAAGAUGGGUCUGGCCGUCAUUAUAAGAAAGAUUAAGCAUCACGUUUACGUCUAACGGCAAAGGCGAAUUUGUACCACGUGACCAAGUUUCGCCUUUACGUGUCGUUUACUGUUCAUAAUUUAUUUCAAUAAUAAGUAGUUUCAUGCAAUUUUUUAUCCAUAAGAAUUGUUUUGAGCUGUUUUAUUUGCUCAUUUUCUAUUGUGGGAAAUUCUCAACUUGAAUCUGAUGUUUGCCGUUUGCCGUGUACGUAAGGCGUAAAAACUCUUUAAAAGGCCUACCUACCGCGCGAACGCACCUGAAACCCCAUAUUAAAGACCCUGUCGUCCUUUCUGAAGACUAUUACAUUAUGUUCUUGAAAGAAGAUUAACUGAGCAAAUCCGUCUUGAACUAAAGUUCUAAUAACAAUUGGUCAUUGAACAUGGCAGCAAAGCUAUGUAUUUUCUUACAUCAACAGAUCUGUCGGGACUUUUUAACUAAUCGCCAUCAUUUACAGUUGUAUAGCCUGCGUCACAGACGUGGCGCGCAGAGAUCCUUGUUCUGGGCGCCCAAUGGAAUCGACGGAUUACUGGAAGUGGCUCUUUCAAUAGGCCAAUCAUGGCGCGUACUCAAAUCCUGGUACACAGCUAAUGGCCUAGAACAAGGAUUUCUGGGCGCUGUUUUGCAGACGUACUUACCCAGAAAUUAGUUUUGUCUGUGGCGCAGGCUAGUAGGUGUAUGAAGUUCGUUUUUCGUGAAAAGCGAGGAAAUGGCUAAUGAAAUAAGCAACGGCGAAAUCAGGGAGAAUUUCAUAAAAUCUGAACACAUCAAGGCUUAACAAUGUCGGAUGUCAAUGAAUAUUAGUUGUGUGCUGCUAUUUCGAGAGAGGUUAUCGCAAAAAGUGCACACGGCAAUCCCGAAAGGUAUUGUGGGUGGUUUUGAGUUCACUGUUCUUUAAAUACAAAUUUGAAGAAUCCUACGACAAGCCAUGGACGCCUGUGUUUGCGUCUGCUAAAGGAAAGCAACAAAAGUAGGUUCGACAGCUACAGUGUCAGGAACAGUACAUGUUUGGAUCAUAUCCGAAAUUACCUUUCGGGAUCUUCGCGUGCUCAUUUUAUCCGACAACCUUUCUCGAAAUAGCUGUAGUCACUAUUAAUGAAUUGUUUUCUAGGGAACAUUUUAAAAUCAGGUGAUAGCGCUUAAAUGACUGAUAAUGUAUUCUCGUGGAGGGAUAAUUCCUUGUGUCGACG
Molecule: messenger RNA, 4860 nt
Organism: Porites lobata
Lineage: Eukaryota; Metazoa; Cnidaria; Anthozoa; Scleractinia; Poritidae
Source: the annotation of a GenBank genome assembly